GCAUGCGCCCGGCGAGCAGCUGGCCUGCAGCCUGGCGGGCGGUGGCUCGGACGCACCAGAAACGCAGGGAUGCCGCGGGAGAUCAUCACCUUGCAGCUGGGCCAGUGCGGCAACCAGAGUGAGAGCCGGUUCCUUGGUCAUCCGGCUGAUUUCCUCCGUCGGCCUGCUCUGAAAUCGGCGGGGUCUUCUCUAAGUCCUUGGGAACCUGCUAGGCAGCAUCCAUCAGUGAUCUCGAUCCCGUCUGCCCUCCCCCCCCACCACCCCGGACCCAAGAAUGCCGAAUCCCAUUCCCUGGGGUGUACCAUUCCUCCUGAGGCUGGAUGCCUUGUCUCCCUGACCCCAGAGGGUGACUGGUCCUAUUAGGACCCAAAUGCCCUGUCCUCCAGUCCUGGGGCUGUAACUGGUCCCAGCAGGACCCCGCAUCCCAUCUCUCAGCCCUGGUGGGGGGGAGGGAGGAGGAAGUGACUGAUACCAUCAGGACACAUGGGUCCUAUUUCACAGCCCAAAGGUGGGAUUGGUCCAUUCAGGGGAUAUUGGUAUUCUGUCAUACCCACAGUUGGGUUCGAAUUCUGGAAACAGCUCUGCGCUGAGCAUGGCAUCAGCCCGGAGGGAAUCGUGGAAGAAUUUGCUACUGAAGGCACUGACCGAAAGGAUGUCUUUUUCUAUCAGGCAGAUGAUGAGCACUACAUUCCAAGGGCUGUGCUGCUGGACCUGGAGCCGCGAGUCAUCCACUCUAUUCUCAACUCUCCCUAUGCCAAACUCUACAAUCCUGAAAAUAUCUAUUUGUCUGAACAUGGUGGAGGAGCUGGUAACAACUGGGCCAGUGGCUUCUCACAGGGGGAGAAGAUUCAUGAGGACAUCUUUGAUAUCAUAGACCGUGAGGCAGAUGGCAGUGACAGCCUAGAGGGUUUUGUACUGUGUCACUCCAUUGCUGGUGGAACUGGCUCUGGAUUGGGCUCCUACCUCCUAGAACGGCUGAAUGACAGAUACCCCAAGAAGCUGGUGCAGACAUACUCAGUAUUUCCCAACCAGGAUGAGAUGAGCGAUGUGGUCGUGCAGCCCUAUAACUCACUGCUAACCCUCAAGAGGCUGACACAGAAUGCCGAUUGUGUGGUGGUUCUGGACAACACAGCCCUGAAUCGAAUUGCCACAGACAGACUGCACAUCCAAAACCCAUCCUUCUCCCAGAUCAACCAGCUGGUGUCCACCAUCAUGUCGGCCAGCACCACCACCCUCCGCUACCCUGGCUACAUGAACAAUGACCUCAUCGGCCUCAUCGCCUCCCUUAUCCCCACACCCAGGCUCCACUUCCUCAUGACUGGCUACACCCCCCUCACCACUGACCAAUCUGUGGCCAGCGUGAGGAAGACAACGGUGCUGGAUGUGAUGCGUCGGCUGCUACAGCCCAAGAAUGUGAUGGUGUCCACAGGCCGGGAUCGCCAGACCAACCACUGCUACAUUGCCAUCCUCAACAUUAUCCAGGGAGAGGUGGACCCCACCCAGGUCCACAAAAGCCUGCAAAGGAUCCGGGAACGAAAGUUAGCCAACUUUAUCCCUUGGGGCCCAGCAAGCAUCCAGGUGGCACUAUCUCGGAAGUCACCCUAUCUGCCGUCUGCCCACCGAGUCAGUGGACUCAUGAUGGCCAACCACACCAGCAUCAGUUCUCUGUUUGAGAGCACAUGCCACCAGUAUGAUAAACUUCGGAAGCGAGAGGCCUUCCUGGAGCAGUUCCGCAAGGAGGACAUCUUCAAGGAGAACUUCGAUGAGCUGGACACGUCCAGGGAGAUUGUGCAGCAGCUCAUUGACGAGUAUCAUGCUGCCACUAGACCCGACUACAUCUCCUGGGGUACCCAGGAACAGUGACCUCCUGAUUGCUCCAAGGACAGCGGCCCUUACAUUUCACAGAUUUUAACAUAUGUGUCAUUGUGAUCUAGUCUCCAUUUGAUUCCUUCAGAGACCUUGAGCUCCAGCAUGGAUACAUCAACUUUUUCCAUUCACCACACCCUUCCCCCUUAAGGAUGAACAUAGGAAAAACCUAAUAGUAUGAUUACGUAGUCUCUUUUUGUGUUGACCAUCUCCAAUAAAAUUCUAAAUGAG
Messenger RNA from Trichosurus vulpecula (common brushtail), 2097 nucleotides. RefSeq names its product tubulin gamma-1 chain-like. NCBI's taxonomy places the organism in Eukaryota, Metazoa, Chordata, Mammalia, Diprotodontia, Phalangeridae. The record is from RefSeq and is a predicted model, not a curated record. Gene Ontology annotation, biological process: mitotic cell cycle; mitotic sister chromatid segregation; cytoplasmic microtubule organization. The transcript has 10 exons. Gene Ontology annotation, molecular function: GTP binding; structural constituent of cytoskeleton. Gene Ontology annotation, cellular component: microtubule; centrosome; spindle. Bases 484 to 1863 code for a protein of 459 amino acids.